Molecule: messenger RNA, 717 nt
Organism: Impatiens glandulifera
Lineage: Eukaryota; Viridiplantae; Streptophyta; Magnoliopsida; Ericales; Balsaminaceae
Product: bidirectional sugar transporter SWEET4-like
Exons: 5
Coding region: 1-717 (238 amino acids)
Biological process (GO): carbohydrate transport
Cellular component (GO): membrane
Molecular function (GO): sugar transmembrane transporter activity
Source: RefSeq, a predicted model, not a curated record
AUGGUUUCUCUUGAAGAAAUUCGCACGGCCGUCGGACUUUUAGGAAAUGUAAUUGCCCUUAUGUUGUUCAUGUCUCCAGUGCCUACUUUUUUAGCUAUAUACAAGAAAAAAUCAGUGGAGCAAUAUUCCCCGGUACCUUACAUAGCUACGAUUGUGAACUGCGCUUUGUGGGUGGUUUACGGGUUGCCUAUUGUUCAUCCACACAGUUUACUCGUGGUUACAAUUAACGGCGCCGGUUUUUGCAUCCAGCUUAUUUAUUUGUUCAUUUUCGUAAUUUACUCAAACAAACGGAUGAGGCUCCGUGUCGUGUCGGUUGUUCUGGCUGAGAUGGCUUUCGUGGCGGUUCUCGCUGUCCUUGUCCUUAAUCUCACUCAUUCCACCAAACUCCGGUCGACCAUCAUCGGUAGUAUUUGCAUGGUCGGAAAUAUUUUUAUGUACGCCUCCCCAUUAUCGGUCAUGAAACUGGUGAUUACAACAAAAAGUGUGGAGUAUAUGCCGUUUACUCUUUCUCUAGCUACGUUUGCUAACGCUGUCUGUUGGACUAUUUAUGGAACCAUAACGGAUUUCGAUCCAAACAUUGCUGCACCUAAUGGACUGGGAAUACUAUUUGCGGUGGCCCAACUGAUAAUAUAUGCUAUCUUUUAUAAGUCCACUAAGAAGAAACUAGCAGAGGAAAAGAUUGGGAGGAAGAAUACAGAGAUGGUGGCGGCUGUCUGA